UAACAGUAGGCAGAAAUCACGUGCUCUAAUCACAUGACCACCAUCUCUUUCUCUUAGUUUCAAAGCAGUUACACGAGUUAGGUAAUGUGAAUAUGUGGAUCUUUGUCUCUACAUAUGAUAUUGUAUCAUUGUUUCAAUGUAGAUGCUGAGGAAUAUCAUCAUCAUCAGUAAAUGAUUAAGAAUAAGAUAAGUAUCUCACCAUCUGAUUAAAUAGCAAUAGUCAAAGUAAGAUCACGUGAUCAGAUCCCAAUAACUAUGUGUUCAAACACACACAAGUCUUUUUCUAUAAAACCAACAAAGCUUUAGAAGUCUCUCGUCCCUCUCUCUCCCUCUUUCUCCAACUCACAUCUCUAUCCAAUAUUUUCUCAGUUACAGUCACAAGUUAAGAGGUUGCAAGAGUCCUAACGGAAUUACAAGAAGAAAACUCACAAUGAAAAGAUACUGUUCAGUGGCUCUGGUUCUGUUACUUGUAGCUUUCUUUAGCAGCAAGUAUAGUGUAGAAGGCCGUUCUCUGUUAACGAUGACACAUUCGAGUCAAGCUCAGAGAGAUUUGCAUGUAAGCAAGGAGAUGAAGAAAGAGCCACUUAAGGGAGAAAAAGAUAGCUUCAGAAGAAUCCCAAGGAGUGGCUCAAACCCUAUACAGAACAAGUGUAAUCCACCGGUAGAUGUUAAAGGAAGUAGGAACCAGCAGAUCACAGCAUCAAGAAAACCUUAAAUUUUAGUUCUUUUUCUUUUUGUCCUUCUUAGAUCCUCUACUUUUUUUCUUUUUUUCAUAGAAUAGGUUAUCUAGACAUGUGUGUUCUUAAUGCUGUAAUCUACUUGAAAUAUAUGAACUCAUCUUUUAAUCUUAUUGAUCAAGAAAAUGCCUAACUCGAGUAGUCUAACUUUCAAAUU
This is a messenger RNA of Arabidopsis lyrata subsp. lyrata, 894 nucleotides long. RefSeq lists its product as uncharacterized. The transcript is spliced from 2 exons. NCBI's taxonomy places the organism in Eukaryota, Viridiplantae, Streptophyta, Magnoliopsida, Brassicales, Brassicaceae. Bases 431 to 715 code for a protein of 94 amino acids. The record is from RefSeq and is a predicted model, not a curated record.